UUUGCUGAGUGGUUUUAAUUUGUAUUUCUCGUUGCAGACCUAUUUUUCUCUCUGUAUAAUUAUCUCCGUGCGAUCAACAUUCACCAAUCGUAUCCCAAAACCCUUCUCCAAAAAACCCUAGAAAUUCACGAUCGGCUAAAAAAGCAGAAAAUUCAUCUCUUCAAUUUGUUUUAUCGCCUCUUCAUAUCUUAAUCUCAUUUCUCCAGCGCCCGAUCCGCCUCAUUGAUUUUAUCAACUAUUUUUCUUUGCAGUUUGCUGAUAGAACUCAUAUCCGAUCGAUUCUAGGCUAUAGAAUCGGUCGACUUUGUAGUUUGUUAUUCCAAUCAGGCAAUGGUUUCAUUUGGUUGAUUUCAAUAUGAAGUUGAAACGGAGGAGAGCCGUUGAAGUGCCUCCAAGGAUUAAAUAUUUCAUCAACAAUGUUACUUCUACUCCUCUUGAAAAUAUUGAGGAACCGCUGAAAAGUUUUGUUUGGGAGUUUGAAAAGGGAGAUUUUCAUCACUGGGUUGAUCUUUUUAAUCAUUUUGAUACCUUUUUUGAGAAAUACAUAAAACCAAGGAAGGAUUUGCAGCUUGAUGACAACUUUUUGGAGUCUGAUCCUCCCUUCCCUAGGGAGGCUAUUAUUCAGAUUCUGCGUGUUAUAAGGGUAAUCUUGGAGAACUGCACAAAUAAGCACUUCUAUAGCUCAUACGAGCAUCAUUUGUCGUCUCUGCUUGCUUCCACUGAUGCAGAUGUAGUUGAGGCAUGCUUGCAAACUUUGGCUGCUUUUUUAAAGAAAACAAUUGGGAAGUAUAUCAUAAGAGAUACUUCUCUCAGGUCAAAAUUGUUUGCUUUUGCACAAGGUUGGGGAGGAAAAGAAGAAGGCCUCGGAUUAGUUGCUUGUGCUGUGCAGAAUGGUUCUGAUGCAGUUGCUCAUCAGUUGGGUUGCACCUUACACUUUGAGUUCUAUGCUGUAAAUGAAUCUUUAAAUGAGUUAGGUACUGCAGAGCAACAUCCCCAAGGGCUACAAAUCAUUCAUUUGCCCAAUGUUGACACCAGAAAGGAGUCUGAUUUGGAGCUGUUGAAUAAAUUAGUCGUAGAGUACAGAGUUCCCCCUAGUUUGAGAUUUUCUCUUUUGACAAGAUUGCGAUUUGCGAGGGCUUUUAGCUCCCUUGCCAUGCGACAACAAUAUACAUGCAUUCGCCUGUAUGCCUUUGUAGUUCUUGUUCAAGCAUGUACUGAUGCUGAUGACUUGGUCUCUUUCUUUAAUGCUGAGCCGGAAUUCAUCAAUGAAUUGGUUACCUUGUUAAGCUAUGAAGCUGCGAUCCCUGAGAAGGAUUUGCAGCUUGAUGACAACUUUUUGGAGUCUGAUCCUUCCUUCCCUAGGGAGGCUAUUAUUCAGAUUCUGCGUGUUAUAAGGGUAAUCUUGGAGAACUGCACAAAUAAGCACUUCUAUAGCUCAUACGAGCAUCAUUUGUCGUCUCUGCUUACUUCCACUGAUGCAGAUGUAGUUGAGGCAUGCUUGCAAACUUUGGCUGCUUUUUUAAAGAAAACAAUUGGGAAGUAUAUCAUAAGAGAUACUUCUCUCAGGUCAAAAUUGUUUGCUUUUGCACAAGGUUGGGGAGGAAAAGAAGAAGGCCUCGGAUUAGUUGCUUGUGCUGUGCAGAAUGGUUCUGAUGCAGUUGCUCGUCAGUUGGGUUGCACCUUACACUUUGAGUUCUAUGCUGUAAAUGAAUCUUUAAAUGAGUUAGGUACUGCAGAGCAACAUCCCCAAGGGCUACAAAUCAUUCAUUUGCCCAAUGUUGAUACCAGAAAGGAGUCUGAUUUGGAGCUGUUGAAUAAAUUAGUUGUAGAGUACAGAGUUCCCCCUAGUUUGAGAUUUUCUCUUUUGACAAGAUUGCGAUUUGCGAGGGCUUUUAGCUCCCUUGCCAUGCGACAACAAUAUACAUGCAUUCGCCUGUAUGCCUUUGUAGUUCUUGUUCAAGCAUGUACUGAUGCUGAUGACUUGGUCUCUUUCUUUAAUGCUGAGCCGGAAUUCAUCAAUGAAUUGGUUACCUUGUUAAGCUAUGAAGCUGCGAUCCCUGAGAAGAUUCGGAUUUUGAGUAUUCUUUCCUUGGUUGCCAUUUGUCAGGAUCGAGCACGUCAGCCUACUGUAUUGACUGCUGUAACAUCUGGUGGGCACCGUGGUAUUCUAUCUAGCCUUAUGCAAAAAGCCAUUGAUUCCAUUGUGAAUAGUUCAUCAAAAUGGUCUGUUGUUUUUGCGGAGGCUUUGUUAUCUCUCGUCACUGUUUUGGUCUCAUCAUCAUCAGGCUGCUCAGCCAUGCGCGAAGCAGGAUUUAUACCUACUCUUUUGCCUCUACUUAAAGAUAUGGACCCUCAGCAUUUGCAUUUGGUCAGCAUGGCUGUACAUGUGCUAGAAGCCUUCAUGGAUUAUAGCAACCCUGCUGCUGCACUUUUCAGGGACUUGGGUGGUUUGGAUGAUACCAUAUCACGUCUAAAGGUAGAAGUGUCUCAUAUAGAAAAUGGCUCAAAGCAGCUAAGCUCUUCCAUUGUUGACCUUGACAGUUCUGAAUCUAGCAGUUCACAAGCAGUCACGGAGUCUUCUUCUGAUCUAGAUAACAUGCAGCCUCUUUAUUCAGAAGCAUUGGUUGCAUAUCAUCGACGGUUACUGAUGAAAGCCUUGUUGCGUGCAAUAUCCUUGGGAACCUAUGCUCCUGGAGCCACUGCUCGUAUUUCUGGUUCAGAAGAGAGCUUGUUGCCACGUUGCUUAUCCAUAAUUUUCAGGAGAGCAAAAGAUUUUGGUGGUGGGUUGUUCUCUCUUGCUGCAACUGUGAUGAGUGAUCUCAUUCACAAAGAUCCUACCUGCUUUGGUGCUCUAGAAGAGGCAGGUCUUCCUGCCACGUUUAUGGAUGCUAUUAUGGACGGUGUAUUAUGUUCUUCUGAAGCUAUUAGUUGCAUACCGCAGUGCCUCGAUGCCUUGUGUUUGAAUAACAAUGGCCUUCAGGCUGUGAAAGAUCACAAUGCUUUAAGGUGCUUUGUGAAAAUUUUUACAUCUAGGACAUACUUGCGUGCCCUUACUGGUGACACUCCAGGUUCCUUGUCUAGUGGUCUGGAUGAACUAAUGCGUCAUGCUUCACAAUUGCGUGGACCUGGAGUGGAUAUGUUGAUUGAAAUACUGAACAACAUUACAAAACUUGGUUCUGGCCCUGAAUCUGCUUCCUCUACUGAUUCGCCAGGCUCUACUGGACAUGUCCCCAUGGAAACUGAUGUUGAGGAUAAGUGCAUGGCUGUAGCAGAUGGUAGGGAUUUGUGCAAGGUUGAAAGCUCGGAGCAAGCAGUUGAAACAUCUUUGGAUGCCUCAAUAGUAAAUAUUGAAUCUUUUCUUCCUGAUUGUAUAGGCAAUGCUGCUCGUCUUCUUGAAACAAUCCUACAGAAUUCUGAUGCCUGCCGUAUCUUUGUUGAGAAAAAGGGAAUUGAGGCUGUCUUGCAGUUGUUUGUGUUGCCUUCCAUGCCUCUUUCCGUUUCUGUUGGUCAAAGCAUAUCUGUUGCAUUUAAGAACUUCUCCCCGCAGCACUCUGUUUCUCUAGCUCGUGCAGUAUGUUCCUUCUUGAGAGACCAUUUGAAGGCGACAGUUGAACUUUUAGUUUCAGUGGAAGGCAUGCCACUUGCUCAGCUGGAAGUUGCACAGAGAUCGAAAUUCUUGAGAUGCCUUUCCAGUCUUGAAGGGAUACUGUCUCUUGCCAAUUCUUUGUUGAAGGGUACAACUACCAUUAUUUCUGAACUCGGUUCGGCAGAUUCUGAUGUGUUUAAGGAUCUUGGCAGGGUUUAUAGGGAUACACUAUGGCAAGUAUCUUUGUGUUGUGACACAAAGGCUGACGAGAAGCGGAAUGUUGAAGCAGAGCCUGAAAGUGCUGAGGGUGGUGUUUCUAAUGCAGCUGGAAGAGAGAGUGACGAUGAUGCAAACAUUGUCUCGUACAGGUAUACAAAUCCAGUUACUGUCAGGACGAGUUCUCACUCCCCUUGGGGUCUGGAACGGGAGUUUAUUUCUGUUGUUCGUUCAAGUGAAGGUUUUAAUCGUCGUAGUCGACAUGGUUUGGCACGUUUAAGGGGAGCAAGGGCUGGCAGGCAUUUGGAAUCUUUGCAAAUAGAUCCUGAAAGUGCAGCUAAUGGCACAGAGCCUGCUACCCAGGAUUUGAAGAAGAAAAGUCCUGAGGUUCUUGUUUUAGAGACACUUACAAAACUUGCUUCCAGCAUACGUACUUUCUUCACUGCUCUUGUCAAGGGAUUUACAUCUCCAAACCGUCGAAGGACUGAGACAGGAUCUUUGAGUUCAGCUUCAAAAAUCAUUGGAAGUGCCUUAUCUAAAGUUUUUCAAGAGGCUUUUGGGUUUUCAGGAUAUUCUUACUCUUCUGGGCAUGAAAUUUCACUGUCAGUCAAGUGUCGCUAUCUUGGGAAGUUGGUUGAUGAUAUGGUGGCUCUUACAUUUGAUGGUAGGCGUCGGACCUGUUACACAGUGAUGAUCAACAAUUUUUAUGUUCAUGGAACUUUUAAGGAGGUUCUAAGAACAUUUGAAGCUACAAGUGCGUUGCUGUGGACACUACCUUAUUCGCUUCCAGCUUCUGGUCUUGAUCAUGAAAAGAAUGCUGAGGAAGGCAAAUUGUCUCACAGUUCGUGGCUGCUUGAUACAUUGCAGAGUUAUUGUCGCCUUCUUGAAUAUUUUAUCAAUUCUUCUUUGCUGUUGUCUCCAACCUCAGCAUCCCAGGCACAGCUGCUUGUGCAACCUGUGGCAGUUGGUCUGUCUAUUGGAUUGUUUCCUGUUCCUAAGGACCCUGAAGUGUUUGUUCGUAUGCUGCAGUCUCAGGUUCUGGAUGCUAUAGUUCCCAUCUGGAAUCACCCUUUGUUUCCAAAUUGUAAUCCAGUUUUUAUAACUUCUAUUAUUUCACUAAUCACUCAUGUAUAUUCUGGUGUUGGUGAUGUUAAACAAAAUCGUAGUGGGUUGUUAGGGAAUACAAACCAACGUUUGGUGGCUCCACCACCUGAUGAAGCUACCAUUGCUACCAUUGUUGAGAUGGGGUUCUCAAGAGCAAGAGCUGAGGAGGCAUUAAGAAGAGUGGAAACUAAUAGUGUCGAAAUGGCUAUGGAAUGGUUAUUUAGUCAUGCUGAAGAUCCUGUGCUGGAGGAUGAUGAAUUGGCUCGUGCACUUGCUUUAUCUCUAGGAAAUUCCUCAGAAGCAUCUAAAGUCGAUAACACAGAAAAAUCAGUGGAUGUUUUGGCAGAAGAGGAACAAAUUAAGACCCCUUCUGUUGAUGACAUCCUUGCUGCAACAAUGAAGUUGUUUCACAGUAGUGAUUCAAUGGCUUUCCAGUUGACAGAUUUGCUUGUGACUCUUUGCAAUAGGAACAAAGGAGAAGACCGUGAUCAGGUGAUUCCUUAUCUUGUAAAGCAGCUAAAGCAGUGCCCCAUGGAAUUCUCAAAGGAUAAUAGUGCAUUGUGCAUGGUUUCACAUACUUUAGCAUUGAUUUUAUCUGAAGAUGAAAAUGCUCGACAAAUUGCUGUGCAGAGUGGCAUUGUCCCAUUGGCAAUUGAUAUCUUGAUGAACUUCAAAGCAAGGACUACUUCAGGAAAUGAGAUUUUGAGCCCGAAAUGUAUUAGUGCUUUACUUCUAAUCCUGGAUAAUUUGUUGCAAUCCAGGCCCAGAAUCUCUCGUGAAAGUACGGAAGAGACUGCAGCAGGACCAAUACCUGACUCAUCAGAGGAACAUGUUGCAUCUCCAGUUCUGGAAGAUGUUGCUGAGAAAAAAUCCACUCCUCUUUUGCAGGAUAAAGAAAGUAGCACCAUCUUUGAGAAAACAUUUGGAAAACCUACAGGCUUUUUGACGAUGGAAGAUUGUGGUAAUGUAUUGAUUAUUGCUUGUGACUUGAUAAACCAGCAUGUACCAGCUUUGGUUAUGCAGGCCGUUCUUCAGUUAUGUGCUCGCUUGACAAAACAACAUGCUCUGGCUUUGCAAUUUCUUGAAAAUGGUGGCUUGGCAGCUCUAUUUGGUCUUCCAAGGAGUUGCUUUUUUCCAGGGUAUGAUACCUUGGCAUCUGCAAUUAUUCGACAUCUUAUUGAAGACCCUCAGACACUGCAAACAGCUAUGGAAUUGGAGAUACGACAAACUCUAAGUGGAAAUCGUCAUGUUGGUCGUGUCUCUGUUAGAACAUUUCUGACAUCAAUGGCACCUGUUAUAUCUAGAGAUCCAGGGGUCUUUAUGAAAGCAGCAACUGCUGUUUGUCAGUUGGAAUCAUCUGGAGGAAGGACCACAAUUGUGUUAUCAAAAGAAAAAGAUCGAGAGAAGGAGAAAGAGAAACAAAAAGCUUCUGGUGUUGAAGCUGGGAUGGCUUCCAAUGAUUCUGUUCGAAUAUCUGAUAAUAAAAUGCAUGAUGGACCUGCAAAGUGCUCUAAAGCCCACAAGAAGGUUCCUGUGAAUCUCACUCUGGUGGUGGAUCAACUUCUUGAAAUUGUAUUGACAUUUCCAUUGAAGAAAAGUGACGAAGAUUUCGCUGCUUAUGAGAAUGCUAUGGAGGUAGAUGAAUCUACAACCAAGAUAAAGGGAAAGUCCAAGGUUGAUGAGACGAGGAAUGCUGAGACAAAUAGUUUUUCAGAGAAAUCUGCAGGUCUGGCUAAGGUGACAUUUGUUCUCAAGUUACUGAGUGAUAUUCUUUUGAUGUAUGUACAUACUGCUGGAGUAAUUUUGAGACGGGGUAUUGAACUGUCUCAACUUCGGGGAUCUAAUCAAUUAGACUGCUCUGGACAGGGUGGAAUCAUCCAUCAUGUUUUACAUCGGCUUCUUCCCCUUCCAAUUGAUAAAACUGCAGGUCCAGACGAAUGGAAAAAUAAGCUUUCUGAAAAGGCUUCCUACUUUUUGGUUGUUCUUUCCAGCCGCUCAGGUGAAGGGCGUAGGCGAGUGAUUAACGAACUUGCAAAAGCAUUAUCUCCAUUUUCAAAUUCAGAAAGUAAUUCAUCCAGUUGUAGCUUUUUGCCAGAUAAAAAGGUCCUUGCUUUUGUUGAUUUGGUAUAUGCUAUUUUAUCUAAGAACUCAUCUUCCAGUAAUUUACCUGGCUCUGGUUGCUCUCCUGAUGUGGCCAAAAGCAUGAUAGAAGAGGGGAUGGCUCGGUGUUUGUCUGGCAUUCUGCAGAAACUCGAUUUGGACCACCCUGAUGCUCCAAAAAUUGUGAAUCUCAUACUCAAGUCUUUGGAAAGCCUAACAAGAGCUGCUAAUGCUAGUGAGCAACUAGCAAAGUCUGACUGUUUGAACAAGAAAAAAGCUGUUGGCGUCAGUGGAAGAUCUGAUGAGAAUGUAAAUGUAACCUCAGCCUCUCGAACAGCAGAGUCUAAUGGUCAUGGAAACUGCCAACAGGAAGCCACGGGUGCUGCAAGUUCAGAACAACAGCCUCCAGAAAGCUCCCAAAAUGGAGGUGAUGGGGGUAGAGAUUCAAUCCAGUCUAUGGAGCAUGAAAUGAGGAUAGAGGAGUCUGCAAAUGGAAAUCCACCUUUGGAACUUGGGUUGGAUUAUGUGCGUGAGGAUAUGGAAGAAGCUGGUGUCAUGGAAAACAGAGAUCAAAUUGGUAUGGCCUUUCAUGCUGAGAAUAGGGUAGUUGAUGAUAUGGGCGAUGAAGAUGAUGACAUGGGCGAUGAUGGCGAGGAUGAUGAGGAUGAUGAUGACGGGGACGAAGAGGAUGAAGAUAUUGGAGAAGAUGGCACUGCACUGAUGUCUCUAGCUGAUACUGAUGUGGAGGAUCAUGAUGAAGCUGGUGGGGAUGAAUAUAACGAGGAUAUGGUUGAUGAAGAGGAUGAUGAUUUCCAUGAGAAUCGUGUUAUUGAGGUUAGGUGGAGGGAAGCCCUAGAUGGGCUGGAUCAUUUACAAGUACUUGGGCAACCAGGAACUGGGGGUGGACUCAUUGAUGUUGCUGCGGAGCCCUUUGAAGGAGUGAAUGUGGAUGACCUUUUUGGCCUUCGUAGAACUUUUGGAUUUGAACGUCGCCGUCAGAUAAACAGAAAUUCGUUUGAGCGAUCUGCCACAGAUAGGACUGGUCUUCGACAUCCUCUCCUCUCGAGGCCAUCACCAUCUUCUGAUUUGGUUUCAAUGUGGUCUGCAACUGGAAAUGCAGCCAGGGAUGUUGAAGGUUUCUCUACCGGAAAUCUUGAUGCAUCUCAUUUUUACAUGUUUGAUGCUCCAGUUCUUCCCUAUGACAAUGCACCAUCUAGUCUCUUUGGUGAUCGAGUAGGUGGUUCAGCACCGCCACCAUUGGCAGAUUUUUCUGUUGGUUUGGAGUCUCUUCGAGUGCCUGGGCGAAGGGUGUCUGGUGAUGGCCGGUGGACAGAUGAUGGCCAACCCCAAGCUGGUGGUCAAGCUGCAACUGUUGCUCAGGCAAUUGAAGAACUGUUCAUAUCUCAAAUGAGCAACAAUGCUCCCAAUCAUCUGAAUGAAAGGCUGUCAGAAAACACGUCUGCGAAACAGCAGGCAGAUACCCUCUUGGUUGCUGAUAGUCAAGUGCCACUAGAUGGUGAUAGCACUGUUGCUCAACAGCAUGAUGUACAAAUUCAGGAGAAUGAUCCUGGAAUUGAUCGAUUAGGUGAAGGUCAGUGUUCUCAGGAAGCAGUUGAUCGGGAGGUUGUUACUGAACAAGCAGGUGAUCCCCAUCAACUGAGUGAACCUGCAGCCAAUUUAAUUUCGGAGAACACUCCAGAAGCACAGGAUAUCAUGGAAACUGGGGAAGAAAAUGGCAGUGCCAUGGAGCAAUUAAGUGUUAUGCAGGGUUCAGUUGCCCCAUCAAUGUACUCACAGGCUGAUCCAGUUGGUUCUAGGAGUUCUGAUGGACUUGGUAGUCCCCAUUAUUUGCACCUGCAAAAUUUAGGCCAUCAUAGCCCUUCAGCAGCUGAUAGUCAGUCUAGUAAUCAUGCACUUAUAAUUACUGGGUCAGAUAUGCCGGAUGCUACUCUUAGUCAUGCUUCUUCUGUCAAUGCUGAUGUUGAUAUGAAUGCAGUGUUUAUGGAAGGAGACCAGUCUUAUCAAUUGCUAUCUACUUCGGACGUCAACGGAGAGGAGCCAUCCUAUAGGCAGAUUGAGGUUGUCCAAGAGGCUAGUCAGACUGAUGAAACUAAUGUGAAUAAUGACGCUUCUAAUGGCAAUGGUAUUGAUCCAACCUUUUUGGAAGCACUUCCUGAAGAUCUGCGAGCAGAAGUUCUUGCCUCACAGCAAGCCCAGUCCACUCAGCCUCCAACUUAUACUCCACCAGCAGCUGAAGACAUAGAUCCAGAGUUUUUAGCAGCUCUUCCUCCAGAUAUACAAGCAGAAGUUCUGGCACAACAAAGAGCACAAAGGGUUGCACAGCAGGCUGCUGGGCAGCCUGUUGAAAUGGAUAAUGCCUCAAUUAUUGCCACUUUCCCGGCUGAUUUGCGUGAAGAGGUGCUUUUAACAUCUUCAGAAGCAGUUUUAUCUGCUUUGCCCUCUCCUCUGCUUGCUGAAGCACAAAUGCUGAGGGACAGAGCAAUGAGUCAUUAUCAAGCUCGCAGCUUGUUUGGAGGUAGCCACAGGUUUAACCAUCGGAGAAAUGGCUUGGGCUUUGAUAGGCAUGCGGUGAUGGACCGAGGUGUUGGGGUUACAAUUGGCAGGAGGGCGUCGUCUUCUAUUACAGAGAGUUUGAAGUUGAAGGAACUUGAAGGGGAGCCACUCUUGGAUGCAGACUCCUUGAAGGCAUUGAUUCGUCUCUUGCGAUUAGCACAACCUCUUGGUAAAGGUCUUCUGCAACGACUCUUGUUGAACUUAUGUGCGCACAGUAGUACAAGAGCCAUUCUUGUUCGUCUUCUGCUUGAUGCCCUCAAGCCUGUAAACGAAGGAUCAGUUGGUGGACUGACAACAUCGAAUUCACUAAGGCUUUACGGGUGUCAGUCCAAUGUUGUUUAUGGCCGAUCUCAGUUGUUUGAUGGCCUUCCUCCACUGGUGUUGCGUCGGAUUCUUGAGAUUUUGACUUACCUUGCCAACAAUCAUUCAGCUGUUGCCAGUCUUCUGUUCUUUUUUGAUUCUUCUCUUGUUCCAGAGGCCCUAAAUGCAGACACUUCAGAAACCAAGAAGGAUAAAGGCAAGGAGAAAAUGUUGGAAGGAGACAACCAAUCAAACAGUUUGGGAUGCUCUGAAAAGGGCGAUAUCUCUUUGAUAUUGUUUCUCAAACUCUUGAGUCAACCUCUGUUCUUACGCAGCAUUGCUCAUCUUGAGCAGGUCAUGGGUCUCAUUCAAGUGGUGGUACACACUGCAGUAUCCAAAUUAGAAUGUCAAUCUCAUUCUGAAGAAGCAGCAGCUCACAUUCAAAAUCCAUCCAGUGGUGGGAAUAUUGGUGAUGUUGAGAAAGACAGUUCUUUGUUACCAGUUGAAUCAAAUCAUCAAGAUGAUGAAAGCAACCCUGCUAGGAAAUCCACCCCACACUGUGAGAAGAACAUGAACAUCUAUCAUAUAUUCUUGCAGCUUCCACAAUCUGAUCUGCACAAUCUCUGCAGCAUUCUUGGCCAUGAGGGGCUUUCAGACAAGAUUUACAUGCUUGCUGGUGAGGUGCUGAAGAAGUUGGCCUCUGUUGCUGCUCCUCAUCGCAAAUUCUUCAUUUCAGAGCUUUCAGGCUUAGCUCAAGAAUUGAGCAGCUCAGCUGUUAAUGAGCUUAUCACUCUUAGAAAUACACACAUGUUGGGUUUGAGUGCUGGAUCCAUGGCUGGUGCUGCUGUUCUUCGGGUGCUGCAAACAUUAAGUACAUUCACUUCUGUGAGCAAUGAUAGUAACAGGGACACAAUGACUAUUGAGGAACAGGAAGAGCAUGCUAAUACGUGGAAGCUAAAUGUGGCUCUGGAACCACUGUGGCAAGAACUGAGUGAAUGCAUUAGCGCUAUGGAGUCAGAGCUUACACAAAGCUGUUUGUCUUCUGUUAUGCCCAAUGUUAACAUUGGGGAGCAUAUACAGGGUUCUUCAUCUGUGUCUCCGCCUCUUCCUCCUGGAACUCAAAGACUUUUGCCAUUUAUUGAGGCCUUCUUUGUCUUGUGUGAGAAACUACAGGCACACAAUUCUUUCAUUCACCAAGAUUAUGCUGAUGCUACUGCAAGAGAGGUGAAAGAGUCUGCAGGGAGUCCAGUUUUGUUUUCUAGCAAAUACAGUUUGGAUUCUCACAGGAGAAUUGAUGGGACUUUGACAUUUACUCGGUUUUCUGAGAAGCAUCGUCGCCUUCUAAAUGCCUUUGUCAGGCAGAAUCCUGGGCUGUUGGAAAAGUCUCUUUCUAUGUUGCUGAAAGCGCCACGGCUUAUUGAUUUUGACAACAAGCGAGCUUAUUUCCGCUCAAGAAUACGGCAACAGCAUGAGCAACACCUCUCAGGGCCUUUACGAAUAAGUGUCCGGCGAGCAUAUGUAUUAGAGGAUUCAUACAAUCAGUUGCGGAUGCGACCAACUCAGGACCUGAAGGGCCGACUAAACGUCCAUUUUCAAGGUGAAGAGGGUAUUGAUGCCGGUGGGUUGACACGAGAAUGGUACCAACUGCUCUCCAGGGUUGUAUUUGACAAAGGGGCUUUGCUAUUCACCACUGUGGGAAACAAUGCUACUUUCCAGCCAAACCCAAAUUCUGUCUAUCAGACUGAACAUCUCUCUUAUUUUAAAUUUGUAGGCCGCGUGGUUGCUAAGGCACUGUUUGAUGGGCAACUGUUAGAUGUGUACUUUACGCGAUCAUUCUACAAGCAUAUCCUUGGUGUGAAGGUGACUUAUCAUGAUAUAGAGGCUGUUGAUCCAGAUUAUUAUAAAAACCUGAAAUGGAUGCUGGAGAAUGAUGUGAGCGAUGUACCUGAUCUCACAUUCUGCAUGGAUGCUGAUGAAGAAAAGCACAUUCUGUAUGAGAAAACAGAGGUAACUGGUUAUGAGCUUAAACCUGGCGGAAGCAACAUAAGAGUCACAGAGGAAACAAAGCAUGAAUAUGUGGAUCUUGUGGCUGACCAUAUUCUGACAAAUGCAAUACGGCCUCAAAUUAAUUCCUUCAUGGAGGGCUUCAAUGAAUUAGUGCCAAAGGAACUUAUAUCUAUCUUUAAUGAUAAAGAGCUUGAGCUGCUAAUAAGUGGUCUUCCAGAAAUAGAUUUGGAUGAUUUAAAGGCCAACACCGAGUACACAGGAUACACAGCUGCAUCUUGUGUUGUUCAGUGGUUUUGGGAAGUUGUCAAAGGCUUCAAUAAGGAAGAUAUGGCAAGAUUAUUGCAAUUUGUUACUGGUACAUCUAAGGUUCCUUUGGAGGGCUUUAAGGCAUUGCAAGGUAUUUCUGGUGCUCAGAGGUUUCAAAUUCACAAGGCAUAUGGAGCUCCUGAAAGACUGCCAUCAGCUCAUACAUGUUUCAACCAACUGGACCUCCCCGAAUAUACGUCGAAGGAACAGCUUCAAGAGCGCUUGCUACUGGCUAUCCAUGAAGCUAGUGAAGGAUUUGGCUUUGGAUAAAAUAUCUCAGAAGUGUCUGCCUAGAAGUUGGUGGAAUUUGAUACUGCAAUUUCAUGUACAUAUCAUGAAGCAUUAAAGCUCAAAUCAGAUAUUCGUAGCAUACAAGUCAAAUUGAAUUUUCGACUUAACGGGGAUGCAUCAGAUUUUCGAAGUUUGAGAUGGGGGUAAUUUCAGGCACCGUCGCCCUUUUCUGAAGCAAAUUUUUGUGUCUUUGAUCCCGUGGCUAGGAAAUUGGUUAUUUAUGGCUCCUUGCCACAUCUAUGGAUCAGGAGACGCAUAAUUAAUGAAGACUCAUUUGUAUAUACAUUCUUUUUUGUUUUUAUAUAUUAAUAUCUGCUGGGGAGAAGUUUUUCCUUUUUGUGCAUGAUGGCCUUGAGACUCCUAUAUCUAAAUAAAUAUUCGUGGAUGAAGCUUUCUAAGAUAUCAUCAUCAAUUUU
Molecule: messenger RNA, 12900 nt
Organism: Coffea arabica (coffee)
Lineage: Eukaryota; Viridiplantae; Streptophyta; Magnoliopsida; Gentianales; Rubiaceae
Source: RefSeq, a predicted model, not a curated record